This is a messenger RNA of Morus notabilis, 2354 nucleotides long. Its product is annotated as ABC transporter B family member 26, chloroplastic. Gene Ontology annotation, molecular function: ATP binding; ABC-type transporter activity; ATP hydrolysis activity. Gene Ontology annotation, biological process: transmembrane transport. NCBI's taxonomy places the organism in Eukaryota, Viridiplantae, Streptophyta, Magnoliopsida, Rosales, Moraceae. The coding region runs from base 39 to 2147 and encodes 702 amino acids. Gene Ontology annotation, cellular component: membrane. The record is from RefSeq and is a predicted model, not a curated record. The transcript is spliced from 18 exons.
UCAAAAGAACCCAAUGCACCUCUUUAAUUUACCUUUCCAUGGCCACCAUGUACCAGCACCACUCACCCUUUAGCUCACUUGACACCACUUCUUUGCAUUUUCUUCCCAAACAGAACUGGUACAGCCCCGAAAAGCUCCCCAUUCUCUCCCGGAGAAACAAUCACCGAUGGCGAAUACAAAUAACCGCAUCCAAAAGCCGCCAUUUCCCAUUCCUAACCUCGGCGUUCGAGCGCUUCCCCUUCUGGGCGCCAAAACCUGAAAAGAACGAAGAAACGACCGGUGGAUCACUCUCGGAUGUUGUCGGAAAGUCGGCCGGAUUUCCGAGGUCGGUUUUCCCCGGCGGUUGCUGGUGGAGCUUGCCGGAGCAUGACGAAGCGCAAUUCCCGUCGGUGAAACGCGUUACGGUUUGGUUCGCUGUUCGUCAAAUGUGGGAAUUGGUUGGAGAUGAUAGAUGGAUUCUCUUCGUCGCUUUUGGAGCUUUAAUCUUUGCCGCGAUUUCCGAGAUUUCAAUGCCCGGAAUAUUGACGGCGUGUAUUUUUUCGGCGCAGCGUGGGGAGGCGAUGGUGUUCUAUAGGAAUUCACAGCUAUUACUUCUAUUGUGUCUCGUCUCAGGGAUUAGCAGUGGCCUUCGCGUUGGCUGUUUCGCGAUUGCGAAUGUGACCAUGGUCAGACGCAUGAGAGAAACUGUAUAUUCUGUUAUUAUUUGUCAGGAUAUAUCCUUUUACGACAGAGAGGCAGUUGGUGAUUUGACGAGCAGGCUUGGGGUGGAUUGCCAACGACUGUCUAAUGUCAUUGGAAAUGAUAUUAACUUAAUUUUUCGGAAUAUUCUUCAGGGGACUGGUGCAUUGGUGAAUUUGUUGAUGCUAUCUUGGCCUCUUGCUUUAUCUGCAGUGGUGAUAUGCUCUGUGCUAUCUAUAACUUUUCGUUUUUAUGGCUGGUAUCAAAAGCAUGUUGCAAAGUUGACGCAAGACUUCACUGCUGCUGCAAAUGAGGUUGCACAAGAGACACUAUCUCUGAUAAGAACUGUGCGGAUUUAUGGAGCAGAAGAAAAUGAACGAAUAAGGCUCAAGCACUGGCUGGAUAAAAUAGCUUUCAUAGCAAUGCGAGAAAGUGGGGCUUAUGGUAUUUGGAGUUGGAGUUUCAUUACUCUAUAUCGUUCAACACAGGUUAUCGCAGUUCUUUUGGGAGGAAUGUCAAUUCUGAGUGGCAAUGUCUCGCCCGAGCAACUUACGAAGUACGUCUUGUACUGUGAGUGGUUAAUUUAUGCAACUUGGAGGGUCACAGACAAUGUGUCAUCAUUAAUGCAGUCUGUUGGAGCAAGUGAAAAAGUUUUCCAGUUAAUGAAUCUUGUGCCCAGUAGUCAUUUCCCAUUUAAAGGACAGAAAUUGCAGAGAAUAAUGGGACAUAUCCAGUUUGUGAAUGUUUCUUUUCACUAUCCUUCGAGGCCAAAAGUUCCAGUUCUAGAUAGCGUAAACAUUUCGGUAAAAGCAAAUGAAGUCCUCGCAAUUGUUGGUCCAAGUGGUAGCGGAAAGAGCACUUUGAUCAAUCUUUUGCUUGGUCUUUAUGUGCCCAUUAGUGGUCAGAUUUACCUCGACGGUUUCCCUCUUAGAGGGCUGGAUAUUAGGUGGCUGAGAGAAAAAAUUGGAGUUGUUGAACAGGAACCCCAUCUGUUUCAUAUGGACAUCAAGUCAAAUAUCAAAUAUGGCUGCUCUAGAGGCGUUAAACAGGAGGACAUAGAAUGGGCUGCAAGGCAAGCCCACGCUCAUGAUUUCAUCUCAUCUCUCCCUGACGGCUAUGAAACCCUUGUUGAUGACAAGCUACUCAGCGGAGGACAAAAGCAGCGAAUAGCAAUUGCUAGGGCCAUUCUCAGAGACCCUUCUAUUUUGAUCCUUGAUGAAGCCACUAGUGCUCUGGAUUCCGAAAGUGAACAUUAUGUCAAGGGGGUUAUCCACGCAUUCAGGAAUGACAGAAAUGCAAAAAGAACUGUCAUUGUUAUAGCACAUAGGUUUUCUACUAUAAAAGUUGCUGACAGAAUCGUUGUUAUGGAUAGUGGCCGAGUCAUUGAGGUGGGAAAUCACACAGAGCUUAUUCUCAAUGAUGGGUUAUACGCAAAGUUGAUUAGAACCCAGACAGAUGGCUUGGCUUGAUUCAGAACUAGCUUAUUUUGGCUGCAUUUUUAUCCUGCUCUAUUAGGUACUAACUAGUUUAUGCGCUUGCUUUUCUGUACACACACAUGUAGUUUAGGUUGCAGAUACGGCUAUAGGCGUGGCUAUGCUUAGUGGUUACAACGGUAGGAACUUUGACUUCUGACUGUUUGAGAAAUUGGAAAAUAUUUUGGUUAAUUAAGUUUGGUA